Molecule: messenger RNA, 7895 nt
Organism: Nerophis ophidion (straightnose pipefish)
Lineage: Eukaryota; Metazoa; Chordata; Actinopteri; Syngnathiformes; Syngnathidae
Product: ankyrin-2-like
Exons: 46
Coding region: 204-7553 (2449 amino acids)
Biological process (GO): signal transduction; protein localization to T-tubule; regulation of cardiac muscle contraction
Cellular component (GO): T-tubule
Molecular function (GO): protein binding
Source: RefSeq, a predicted model, not a curated record
CUCCUGUCUGUUUAUUCCGGCACAUUCUCCGCUCCUCUCCCCUCCCAUAACCCGCCGCCCCUGUUGCUCACGCCGGCGCACGUCCGUCACUUUAAAAAGGAAACGUCUCCUGCCUCGCGACCAAGAGUCCCGCGUUUUAGAGCUAUUGACAUUUUCCUUCGGAUUCGGACCGGGGCAUCAGCAGCCCGGUUUUAGCCACAGCCAUGGCGCAUGCUGCCGCCCACAUUAAGAAGGCCAGGUCUGAGAUGGAUCAAACUGCCGAUCUGAAGGCUCUGGAGAAAGCCAAAGAGAGACGGCGGCGUUCCCGGGAACAGGCAAAGCGCAAGUCCGACAGCAACACCAGUUUCUUGCGAGCGGCGAGAGCAGGAAACAUUGACAAGGUUCUGGAAUAUCUGAAAGGGGGCGUCGACAUCAACACCUGCAAUCAGAAUGGUCUCAACGCACUGCACCUGGCAGCCAAGGAGGGCCACGUAGACCUGGUUCAGGAGCUGCUAGAAAGGGGAGUUGCCUUGAAUUCUGCCACAAAGAAAGGAAAUACAGCUCUCCACAUCUCCUCUCUCGCGGGUCAGAUUGAAGUGGUGAAGAUUCUGGUCAAGCAAGGUGCCGACAUCAACACACAAUCCCAGAAUGGAUUCACUCCGCUCUACAUGGCCGCCCAGGAGAAUCACUUGGAUGUGGUGCGAUACCUUCUCGAGAACGGGGGCAACCAGAGCACUGCCACAGAGGAUGGCUUCACCCCUCUGGCCAUUGCUCUUCAGCAGGGCCACAAUCAGGUGGUUUCCAUUUUAUUGGAGAAUGACACAAAAGGAAAGGUCCGUUUGCCGGCCUUGCACAUCGCCGCUCGCAAAGACGACACCAAAUCGGCAGCCCUGCUCCUCCAGAACGACCAUAACGCCGAUGUCCAGUCCAAGAUGAUGGUCAAUAGAACCACAGAGAGUGGAUUCACACCACUGCAUAUCGCCGCUCACUACGGCAACGUCAACGUGGCCACGCUUCUGCUGAACCGAGGGGCCGCUGUGGACUUUCUUGCAAGGAAUGGCAUCACUCCUCUUCAUGUGGCGUCCAAGCGAGGAAACACUAACAUGGUCUGCUUACUUUUGGACCGCGGCUGUCAGAUCGAUGCUAAAACAAGGGAUGGCCUUACUCCUCUCCAUUGUGCGGCCCGGAGUGGACAUGACGUUGUCGUGGAGUUGCUGCUGGAGAGAGGAGCUCCUCUGCUGGCCAGAACCAAGAACGGCCUGUCUCCCCUCCACAUGGCGGCGCAAGGUGACCAUGCAGAAUGUGUCAAACACCUUCUGGAACACAAAGUGCCCAUUGGCGACGUGACCUUGGACUAUCUGACCGCACUUCACGUGGCGGCGCACUGUGGACAUUACAAAGUCACCAAGCUGCUCCUGGACAAGAGAGCCAACCCCAACACCCGGGCUUUGAAUGGUUUUACGCCGCUACACAUAGCCUGCAAGAAGAACCGAGUUAAAGUCAUGGAGUUGCUGGUCAAAUACGGCGCCUCCAUUCAGGCCAUUACAGAGUCUGGAUUGACUCCCAUCCACGUGGCCGCCUUCAUGGGUCACCUGAACAUCGUCUUGUUGCUGCUGCAAAACGGAGCCUCUCCGGAUAGGAGUAACAUUCGUGGAGAAACAUCGCUACACAUGGCCGUCCGGGCAGGCCAGGUGGAGGUGGUUCGCUGUCUGCUAAGAAACGGAGCCAUGGUAGACGCCAGAGCUCGGGAGGAACAGACUCCCCUCCACAUCGCCGCCCGUCUGGGCAAAACAGAGAUUGUCCAGCUCCUUCUGCAGCACAUGGCGCACCCUGACGCCGCCACGGCAAACGGCUACACGCCGCUCCACAUCGCCGCCAAAGAAGGACAAAUGGAGACGGCCUCCGUUCUCCUGGAGGCGGGGGCCUCGCACUCGCUCGCCACGAAGAAAGGAUUCACUCCCCUGCAUGUUGCCUCCAAGUACGGAAGCCUGGAUGUGGCCAAACUUCUGCUUCAGCGACGCGCACCGCCCGAUUUCGCGGGGAAGAAUGACCUGACGCCACUUCAUGUUGCAGCGCAUUACGAUAACCAAAAAGUGGCGCUCCUGCUUCUGGAAAAAGGAGCGUCUCCCCACGCUGUUGCCAAGAACGGCUACACUCCUCUCCACAUUGCGUCCAAGAAGAACCAAAUGGACGUGGUCUCCGCGCUGCUGAAGCGCGGCGCCGAGACCAACAUGGUGACCAAACAGGACGUCACUCCGCUCCACUUGUCCUCGGAGGACGGCCACGCUGACAUUACCACCUUGUUGCUGAGCAAUGGAGCCCACGUCAACACCCCCACCAAGGGUGGCCUUACCGCCUUGCAUUUGGCAGCACAAGACGACAAAGUAGCAGUGGCGGAGAUUCUUGCCAGAAAUGGAGCAAACCUCAACCAGCAGACCAAACUGGGCUACACACCGCUUAUUGUUGCCUGCCAUUAUGGCAACACCAAAAUGGUCAACUUCCUGCUUCAAAAUGGUGCUAGUGUGACCGUAAAGACCAAGAAUGGGUACACCCCGCUUCACCAGGCCGCCCAGCAGGGGAACACACACAUCAUCAACAUUCUGUUGCAAUACGGUGCCAAGCCCAACGCUAUCACCAUGAAUGGUAACACCGCCCUGGGCAUUGCUCAAAGGCUGGGCUACAUCUCGGUGGUGGACACGUUGCAGGUUGUAACGGAGGAGAUUGUCACCACGACAACGAUGGUUACAGAAAAGCACAAACUGAAUGUUCCGGAAACAAUGACUGAAAUACUCGACGUCUCCGACGAAGAAGGAGAUGACACCAUAACUGGAGACGGAGUUGAGUAUUUACGAGCUGAGGAUCUCAGAGAGCUCGGAGAUGACUCUUUACCAGGACGAUAUCUGGACAGCAUGAACUACCUCUGCUUCAACCACGAGGGGCCCCACACUCUCAGUGCGGAGAAGUCCUUUACGUCCUCUUGUCAAAACUACUACCAAAAACACGAAGGCACUACGGAGGAGAUGCUCAAUCGUCAGAUUUCUGCACUCUGGAGGGAAACAGAGAGCGAUUCGUACAGACUGAGCUGGAGCACAGACAACCUAGACAACAUAGCUUUCACUUCAAGCCCCGUCCACACCGGCCAAUUCUCUCCGUGCCGUGACCACGCAGACCACAGCAGUUUCUUAGUCAGCUUCAUGGUCGACGCGAGGGGCGGAGCCAUGCGGGGUUGCCGCCACAAUGGCCUACGUAUUGUCAUCCCUCCGAGGAAAUGUGGCGCUCCCACGCGAGUAACCUGCAGGCUGGUCAAGAGGCACCGGCUGGCCAGCAUGUCACCCAUUGUCGAAGGGGAAGGUCUGGCGAGCAGGUUUAUCGAAGUGGCGCCCUCUGGGGGCCAGCUCCUCGGUAAGCUCCACCUCCCCAGUGCCCCUCCCCCUCUCAAUGAGGGUGAAAGUUUGGUGAGCAGAAUCCUCCAACUUGGACCGCCAGGGACAAAUUUCCUGGGUCCCGUCAUCGUGGAGGUGCCGCACUUUGCUUCCUUGCGAGGGGGUGAACGAGAACUUGUCAUCUUGAGGAGCGAGACGGGGGACGGCUGGAAGGAACACCACUGCGAAUAUACCCAGGAAGAACUCAACCAGUUCCUCAACAGCAUGGAUGAAGAACUGGACUCCCCGGAAGAGCUCCAGAAGAAGCGCAUUUGCCGCAUCAUCACGAGAGAUCUACCGCAAUACUUCGCUGUGGUAUCCCGUAUCAGACAAGAUAGCAUUCUCAUCGGUCCAGAAGGAGGUGUGCUGAGCAGCACCGUAGUGCCCCAAGUGCAAGCAGUUUUUCCAGAGGGGGCCCUAACCAAAAGGAUCCGGGUCGGCCUACAGGCCCAGUCUGUAGGUGUUGACGUUGUCCAGAGGACCAUCAGGAACAAGUCCAGCUUCAGCCCCAUCGUCACCCUGGAGCCGCGUCGACGGAAGUUCCACAAACCUAUCACGGUGACCAUGCCGGUCCCAAAAGAGUACUCUGACCUGGCGGGUCUCCAGCACGGUUUGGGACGAGACACGCCAACACUACGACUGCUGUGCAGCAUCACAGGCGGAACAACGCCGGCCCAGUGGGAGGACAUCACCGGAACCACCCCGUUAACGUUUAUCAACGAUCGCGUGUCCUUCACCACCAACGUCUCUGCCAGGUUCUGGCUCAUCGACUGUCGGCAAGCGCAAGAGUCGGUGAGUUUCUCGUCUCAAGUGUACCGCGAGAUCAUCUGCGUGCCCUACAUGGCCAAGUUCCUGGUCUUCGCCAAAACCCACGACCCCAUCGAGGCUCACCUGCGCUGCUUCUGCAUGACGGACGACAAAGUGGACAAAACUCUGGAGCAGCAAGAGAACUUCACCCAGGUGGCUUGCAGUCGCGAUGUGGAGGUUUUGGAAGGAAAGCCCAUCUAUGCAGACUGCUAUGGAAACCUGGUUCCUCUCAUCAAAAGUGGCCAGCAUCAUGUCUUUAGCUUUUACGCCUUUAAAGAGAACCGACUAACUCUGUUCAUCAAAAUCAGGGACGACACUCAGGAGCUCUGUGGGCGCUUGUGUUUCAUGAAGGAACCUCGCACUUACCGAUCACCUGGACAAAACGCCAUAUGCAACCUUAAUAUUACGCUGCCAUCGUAUAGUAAGGAUAUGGAUCCUGAUCAAGACAAUGAGACCAACCAAACGCUGGACAAAUAUGAAACCGGGGCAGAGACGUCAGAUAUCCGGCGAUCCGAGCCAAAUCGAGAACAGGACCUUCUAUCUGACGUGUCGGAGAUGAAACAAGACUUGAUGAAAAUGACGGCCAUUUUAACAUCCUCAGAUAAUCCCUUAGAGGCACCGUCCAGUCGAGAGAAGGAGGAGACUGAUGACGUUCCGUGUGGGGAACCAUUAGAAAUAACAAAGAACGACUUAGAGAACGUUAAAAAGGACCUGGAGAAAGUUGACCAAAUACUCCGGAGUGGAAUGUGUGACACUGUGGAGCCCAAAGAACACCACCUGGAUGUGCCAAAAAAACAGAAAGAUACCCAUGAGGGAGCCACUAAAUCUAUCAUUCCAACUAAAGUCCAAAAGCCUCUACAAAUAGAAGUCAAGUCCCCACUGGUUGAAGAUACCCCCAUUGGAUCCAUAAAGGACAAAGUAAAAGCCUUGCAACAAAAAGUAGAGAUGGAGCAAAAAGGAAAAAGUGUCGGUGGCAGAGUUCAACCUUUGCCAUCUUCUAAAAAAUUAAAAAAUAACAACUCCACAACAGGCCCUGUAAAAACGCCUGAAGCGGCAAAGGAGACUGUCUCUGUCAAGGAACUGAUGCAAGUCUUUCAGAAAGACAGAGGAACCUCAAAGACGGAGUUGGACAAGGCUAGAACAAGACUGGAAGAAAGCAGGAUUCAAAGGCCAGAAACCAGCAUCUCAAAAGAGCUAUCUCUGGAUUCAAAACCUAAAACUAGGGACAAAGCUGGUCGUGAUGAGGACGAUGACAACUCAGAAAGGGUCAUAGACUUACAGGGUUCAGAAACACCUCACCUUAGUUUCGAGAACAGCUACAAACAUGAAGGUCUCACCACUCCCUGCACAAGUCCUGAAAAUGUCUGUCUUUCUCCCAAAACUGAGCAAACCUCAGACCUGGAAAAGAUUGCAUUACCCGAUGACGACCAACUGUCUCCUGAAUCAACGCUCCUUGGUGUGCAAGACGAAUUCCAUGCAGACCAAAACAAGUCCAAAUCCCACUUGAAAACCGCUCCAAAACCAAGAGUAGAUAGUCUAGCAAACAGAACUGACGAGCAAAAGGAGAACAGCUUACGUGAUUCGAGAGAAAACCAAGGUCAAAGUAAUGUGACAGAUGAAGUCAAGGGAAGUGAUAUUGGUCAAGCAAGGGAUGUAUUCAAACCUCAGUUUUGUAUCUAUGAUGAUACAGAAGAGGCAGAAAAUCCGAGAACCGAGUCCAAAGGUGUCACCGCGAAGGUAGAAGCGGCAGCCAUAUGGUCUAAGGAUAAAGACGUCCCUUUUGAAGCUGGUCUCAAAGAAAAAGAAGAGGAACUACUCAAUCUAGUAUUGAGGGAAGAGAGUAGUCGGUCGCAGCAAGAAAGUCCUGCUACGACACCAGGUAAAACACCCACGGAGGAGAGCACGCCGACGAGCGAGCCCAACCCAUUUUUCUUCCAGGAGGGGAAGCUUUUUGAGAUGACUCGAAGUGGUGCUAUUGAUAUGACCAAAAGGAGCCUAGAGGAUGAGGUUGGCGGCGGUGGGUUUGCCUUUUUCCAGAUCGACGAACAAGCGGUGGUAGAAAACAUUGUGGCCUCUGCAAACUCGGAAGUUGGUCUCAAUCUAAAACUGCAGGUCAACGCCGAGGAGGGUGCCAACAAAUCUGAAGUAACUCUACCAGUUUCAUGUGAGGUUGAUCAGACUGCAUCUUGGAAAUCAAAAAGCCCUCAAAUGGAGUUCGCUUCUUCGAGCAAUCUUGCUACAGCUCUGGAAAAUCCAAAAUCAUCCGAUUUAGAUUCUAUGGAUCAAAUUAUAAUUAAUGUAGACUCAGCAGACACCACCAUAACAAGAUCCAUAUACUCCGAGCAGGGUCAGGAAUCAUCAGAUUCCUCCCCUGAAGAAUCAAAGUCUGUGAUAGAGACCCCCAAAUCCUCUCAAACCAAAUCUGAACUCUCUCCUGUGUCAAAAUCCAGAAUCCCCAUUAAAGCAAAGUCUUUCAAGUCGGUUGAGAAAGACAAAAGUCUUAAGGGACCACCUCGAAGAAAGUCAGAAACAGGACAGGACGCAGGAGGACCUAAAACUAAGAACCUAUCUGAGGGCGUCUCCACUAGACUGACUAGCAAAGCAGAGCCCAAAUCCUUCCAGUCCAGAUUGCCAGUCAAAGGUAAAAGUGGCCUGACUUCCUCCUCCAAGCUUCACCGUAAGAGGUCCGUCGAAUUCUUCGACGAGAUAACCGACGAGGCGGCCAAGGUCAUAGAAAGGCUGGCGGAGACCAAGAAAGAACAAAAGGCAUACACCAGUGAUGACAACCCAGAGGACGAGAGUGGUCUUAUCGAUCCGGCGGUAAUGGACACCUUCCCAGUUAGAACACAUCGUGAGGACCCCAUUCAAGGUCAAGAUGCAACAGAGUGUCCAAAGCAAACGUUUUUGAUGACAGCAGACCACUUGGGCUUCAGCUGGGCAGAGCUAGCGCGAGAACUGGGACUCAGCAAGGAGCAGAUCGAUUUGAUACGGAUUGAAAAUCCCGACUCCUUGCAAGACCAAAGCUACGCCCUUUUGAAUCACUGGAUGAAGGAAGAGGGUGCCACAGAAACCACACUCAUCAAGAGACUGACUGAGAUCAACAGAAUGGACAUCGUUCAGCGGAUCCAAACCAUUACAUGCUCUGAACAAGGCGUAGUGUCCAAGGAAUCCAUGAACUCGAAUCAAGCAAGCAGUGGUCUGCAAAAACAGGCGGCGGCGGGAUUUGAGAUGGAGCCUGCAAAGGAUAGAAAGGUUAGCCAGGUGGUGAAGACGAGGGUGGUGACGCGACAGAGGACAGACGACGUCAGAAGAAACACGGGCAAGAAGCCGGAUGGUCCACCUUGAUGCAGCACACACACGGAAUGUACAAUUGAAAAUCGACGCUGCAAUAUAUCCCGAUCGUUAAACUUCCGACUUUGCUGGGUUCUUCCUCCCCAUUUUUGCAUUUCGCUCUGCAUUUUUUUAAAUACUCAUUUGUGUUCUUUUCUGUGGCCAAAGACUGCACCAUGACUGUCCGUGUUUACCGUGAAAAUGUAGUGUGUGUGUUUUUACAGCAUUCUUUUACCAAGUAAUCCACAUUCGACUUGACUUGAUUUUCGUUGUUGUUUGUUGUUGUUGUUGUUGUCUGAAAGGAUUGAAUCACUCAUGAAUUGUUUGCACUUGUGUACAUGAAUAAACUUCCUAGAA